Molecule: messenger RNA, 434 nt
Organism: Prorocentrum cordatum
Lineage: Eukaryota; Dinophyceae; Prorocentrales; Prorocentraceae
Source: the annotation of a GenBank genome assembly
AUGUGUGAGUCAUCCUCUUUCCCGGCGCUUGGCCCUAUCCCUCGGCAGGGUACGGAGGAGAUUCAUUCGGGAGAGUACAACGACCACUUCGAGAAGGGCACGUACCACUGCAGCGGGUGCGGCCAGGCGCUCUACCGCUCGGAGCACAAGUUCCGGAGUGGCCACGGCUGGCCCGCCUUCUCCGACUCCCUCCCGGAGGCCCUCGACCGGCACGGCACCGGGAAGGUGGAGGUCACUUGCCGAGGGUGCGGCGGCCAUCUCGGACACGUCUUCAGGUCGUCGCGCUACCCGAAGCCAAGGAACGAGCGGCACUGCGUCAACUCGGUGAGCCUCCACUUCCGGCCCGACGCCGCGGGGCCCGGCGCCGCGGCCCCCGGCGCCGCGGGGCGCGCGCCCCCCGCCUCGGAGGCUGCCCCGCCGGGGCGCGCCGCCCG